CCUUCGUCUGCGCAUGUGCAGUAGCCCAUCGCCAAGCCCCAUUGAAUGCAAUAACGGUGCUUUUAGGGGGCAGAAGAACAAGCGAUUGUUGACCGCAGGUGAUGAGAACGAGUGCGAUGCGGAAUUCAUAUACGACAUUCUGACAAACGAGAGGCCAUCAAACGAGGAGGAAGGACAUUUUUCAGGCGUAUUUCAGGUUUUUGUGUUCGUGCGUGAGUGAGUGUGUGUGCGUGGAGACGGGGAUACUGGAGGAACGUCCUGCAGGAUAAGGGCGCGCCUAAAAACUCAACACAUUCAUGUGUCGUGAUUGAUUGUCCUCGGGAAAGAAUUGCAUCGAUUUUGGAGACAUGUUGCGGCGAGUUGUGCGACAGAGCAAGUUCCGCCACGUCUUCGGCCAGGCGGUGAGGAACGACCAGUGCUACGACGACAUCCGAGUCUCCAGGGUCACGUGGGACAGCUCCUUCUGCGCCGUCAACCCCAAGUUCGUCGCCAUCAUCAUUGAGGCCAGUGGAGGCGGAGCCUUCCUGGUCCUGCCUUUGCACAAGACGGGCCGCAUCGACAAGGUGUUCCCGACAGUGUGCGGUCACACGGGUCCCGUGCUGGACAUCGACUGGUGUCCUCACAAUGACCUCGUCAUAGCCAGCGGCUCCGAGGACUGCACCGUUAUGGUUUGGCAGAUCCCUGAGAACGGUUUAGACUCUCCCCUCUCAGAGGCGGUGGUGGUACUGGAGGGUCACUCCAAAAGGGUGGGCAUCGUGUCUUGGCACCCCACAGCUCGGAACGUUCUGCUCAGUGCCGGGUGUGACAACCAGGUGAUCAUCUGGAAUGUGGGCACGGGCGAGGCGAUGAUCAACCUGGACGACAUGCAUCCCGACGUGAUCUUUAGCGUAAGCUGGAGCCGCAACGGCAGCCUGCUGUGCACCGCCUGCAAGGACAAAAAAGUCAGAGUGGUGGAUCCCCGGAAAAAGAAGAUCGUGGCGGAGAAGGACAAAGCCCACGAGGGAGCUCGGCCAAUGAGAGCAAUCUUCCUAGCAGAUGGAAAGAUCUUCACCACCGGAUUCAGCCGCAUGAGCGAGCGCCAGCUAGCGUUAUGGAAAUCCGACAACAUGGAAGAGCCCAUAUGCGUUCAAGAGAUGGACUCCAGCAACGGAGUCCUCCUCCCCUUCUUUGACCCGGACACCAACAUAGUCUACCUGUGCGGAAAGGGCGACAGCAGCAUUCGCUACUUUGAGAUCACGGACGAGGCACCGUACGUCCACUACCUCAACACCUUCACCACCAAGGAGCCGCAGAGGGGAAUGGGCUACAUGCCAAAGCGUGGACUCGAUGUCAACAAAUGUGAAAUUGCCAGGUUCUACAAAUUACAGGAGAGAAAAUGUGAGCCAAUCAUUAUGACAGUCCCACGGAAGUCGGACCUGUUCCAGGACGACCUUUACCCGGACACGGCCGGGCCCGACCCCGCCCUGGAGGCGGAGGAGUGGUUCGCCGGCAAGAACGGCGGCCCUGUCCUCAUCUCGCUGAAAGACGGCUACGUGCCCACAAAGAGCCGAGAGCUCAAAGUGGUCAAGGCCAACGUCCUGGAGAGCAAAACUGCCACCAAAGUGGAAAACGCCUCCAACGUCCACAAGAACCUUUCGUCCCAGGCCCCCGCACAGCCAUCAACGCAGAAGAUGGAAGAUAAACUAGAAGAGGUGCUCCGAGAGUUCAAGUCUCUGCGGGAUCGCGUCAUUCUCCAGGACCGGCGAAUCGCCAGAUUGGAAGAGCAGGUCGCCAAGGUUGCCAUGUAAGCCCCGCCCACUCCACUUCCAAAAACACCCUCCUCUUCUUCGCUGGACCCAAUUUGGCGGCGCCGGGCCAACAUUCCAAGAUGAAUUUUUUUCCUCUCUUCUCCCACACGUUCCCCUCUUUUUCCUUCUCUUCUCCACACUUAGACACACAGACGGAAAAGAAAAAGUCUUCGGGUUUUCUUUUUCUUUCCGAGUCAUGUGCCGUUUGUGUAGCAUCAGUAUUUCUCGUCAUCUUCUGUGUUGCCAAAUAUUACGUUACGUGUUAUUCGCGUGCAGUUUCAUGCACAAAUUUUGACAUUUUCUGUCCCCUCGUACCUACAUUCCAGGGGGAAUAUUAUUUUUUAAGACAAAUUUCCUCAUCUUACCCUCUCCCACCAUUUUUUUUUUGUCCAUCGAUGAAUGUGGAAGAACUCCUUGAAACAUGGAACAAAUGUAACUUUACGGGGGAGGCUCGCCAGGUGGGCGGCGGGGUCGCAUAUCCGGUGUAAAAUGUCGUGCAAAUUGUAGUGGUGCUGCUUGUCACUGUGGAGGGUUUUUAAAGUAUGUUUAAAAUAAACACAAAAAAAAAACAACCGCUGCCCUAUCAAGUGAGUGUGGGGAAGCAAGAAGCUCGAACCCUAGCUUGUGUUUCGCGCCACCACCGCCGAUAAGUUCUGUGCACACAAUAAAGAUUUUACACUCAAAAAGAAACUGCACCUUUCAUGUUUUUUUUUGUUUUGUUUUCACGUGAUCAGAAAUCUGGACGAUCACGCCAUUUUUCAGUGGAUAGGGGUGAAAAGGAUCGGGUUCUUAAUUUUAAAAAUAUUCUGUAAUUAGGGCUGUCAAAAUGAUCGCGUUAACGAGCUGUAAUUAAUUUUUUUAAUUAAUCACGUUAAAAUAUUUGACGCAAUUAACGCACAUGCCCCGCUCAAACAGAAUAAAAUGACAGCACAGUGACAUGUCCACUUGUUACUUGUGUUUUUUGGUGUUUUGUCGCCCUCUGCUGCCGCUUGGGUGUGACUGAUUUUAUGGAUUUCAGCACCACGAGCAUUGUGUAAUUAUUGACAUCAACAAUGGCGAGCUACUAGUUUAUUUUUUGAUUGAAAAUUUGAAAUUUUUAUUAAAACGAAAAUAUUAAGAGGGGUUUUAAUUAGGGCUGUCAAAAUUAUCGCGUUAACGCGCGGUAAUUAAUUUUUUAAAUUAAUCACGUUAAAAUAUUUGACACAAUUAACGCACAUGUCCCGCUCAGACAGUAUUCUGCCUUUUGGUAAGUUUUAAAGCAAGGCUUUUUGUGCUGUCUAACAGCGAACUCUUGUGGUCGCUUUGCGACAUGGUUUAUUGUUUUCUUGCCAGUUCAUUAUGGCUGCACGACGUCUCGGGCUGACGCCUACGUUGUAAUACUGUGCUUAUAUUAUAUGAUCCUAGGACAAGAUUUGUCCGUAAGUAUGGUUGUUGUAAAGAAUGUACAUAUUAUGUUAGUAAGCGAAAUGUUAUAUUUUUUGUUUGAGACGCUUUUUGUUUAUGUUUAGUGAACCUGUAUAUCGUGCUAAGCUAACGUUGUUGCUAAUGCAAUGCUUGUGUACUUUUUUUGUUGUAGUUUUACGAAGGUCUAAAGACGACAAUGGUUUGAGGCCAUUUUAUUAAUAAAUCGGAUGAAAAAAGAAGAAGUCUGAUUAUUAAGGCGUCGUUGACUAGCUGUCUAGCUUUGGAAAAAGUAGACGCUUCGGAGUGAGGAUAGCAUAGACAGAUUUAAAUGACAGUAGAGUGAAAUGCCCACUACAGUCCUUAUGUACCGUACGUUGAAUGUAUAUAUCCAUCUUGUGUCUUAUCUUUCCAUUCCAACAAUUUAUUUUACAGAAUAUAUAUAUAAUUUACAGAAAAAUAUGGCAUAUUUUAUAGAUGGUUUGAAUUGCGAUUAAAUGUGAUUAAUUACGAUUAAUUAAUUUUUAAGCUGUAAUUAACUCGAUUAAAAAUUUUAAUCGUUUGACAGCCUUAGUUUUAAUAUAAAAUUUCUAUAACUUGUACUAACAUUUAUCUUUUAAGAACUACAAGUCCUUCUAUCCAUGGAUUGCUUUAACAGAAUGUUAAUGCCAUCUUGUUGAUUUAUUGUUAUAAUAAACAAAUACAGUACUUACAGUGGGGCAAAUAAGUAAUUAGUCAACCACCAAUUGUGCAAGCAAGAUUUCUGGCUGUAAAAGAGGUCUAACUUCUAACGAGGUCUAACGAGGCUCCACUCGUUACCUACAUUAAUGGCACCUGUUUUAACUCAUUAUCGGUAUAAAAGACACCUGUCCACAACCUCAGUCAGUCACACUCCAAACUCCACCAUGGCCAAGACCAAAGAGCUGUCGAAGGACACCAGAGACAAAAUUGUAGACCUGAACCAUGCUGGGAAGACUGAAUCUGCAAUAGGUAAAACACUUGAUGUAAAGAAAUCAACUGUGGGAGCAAUUAUUAGAAAAUGGAAGACAUACAAGACCACUGAUAAUCUCUCUCGAUCUGGGGCUCCAAGCAAGAUCUUACCCCGUGGCGUCAAAAUGAUAACAAGAACGGUGAGCAAAAAUCCCAGAACCACACGGGGGGACCUCGUGAAUGACCUACAGAGAACUGGGACCACAGUAACAAAUCAGGAGCACAAUGCGCCGCCAAGGACUCAAAUCCUGCAUUGCCAGACGUGUUCCCCUGCUGAAGCCAGUACACGUCCAGGCCCGUCUGCGGUUCGCUAGAGAGCAUUUGGAUGAUCCAGAAGAGGACUGGGAGAAUGUGUUAUGGUCAGAUGAAACCAAAAUAGAACUUUUUAGUAGAAACACAGGUUCUCGUGUUUGGAGGAGAAAGAAUACUGAAUUGCAUCUGAAGAACACCAUACCCACUGUGAAGCAUGGGGGUGGAAACAUCAUGCUUUGGGGCUGUUUUUCUGCAAAGGGACCAGGACGACUGAUCUGUGUAAAACAAAGAAUGAAUGAGGCCACGUAUCGAGAGAUUUUGAGUGAAAAUCUCCUUCCAUCAGCAAGGGCAUUGAAGAUGAGACGUGGCUGGGUCUUUCAGCAUGACAAUGAUCCCAAACACACAGCCAGGGCAACAAAGGAGUGGCUUCGUAAGAAGCAUUUCAAGGUCCUGGAGUGGCCCAGCCAGUCUCCAGAUCUCAACCCCAUAGAAAAUCUGUGGAGGGAGUUGAAAGUCUGUGUUGCCCAACGGCAGCCCGAAACAUCACUGCUCUAGAGGAGAUCUGCAUGGAGGAAUGGGCCAAAAUACCUGCAACAGUGUGGUAAAAGCUUGUGAAGAGUUACAGAAAAUGUUUGGCCUCAGUUAUUGCCAACAAAGGGUACGUAACAAAGUAUUGAGAUGAACUUUUGGUAUUGACCAAAUACUUAUUUUCCACCAUGAUUUGCAAAUAAAUUCUUUAAAAAUCAAAUAAUGUGAUUUUCUGUUUUUUUUUCUCCACAUUCGGUCUCUCAUGGUUGAGGUGUACCCACGUUGGCCAUUACAGGCCUCUGUCAUCUUUUCAAGUAGAAGAAUUUGCACAAUUGGUGGUUGACUAAAUACUUAUUUGCCCCACUGUAUGUUGAAUGUAUAUAUCCGUCUUGUGUCUUUCCAUUGCAACAAUAAUUUACAGAAAAAUAUGGCAUAUUCAUAGAUGGUUUGAAUUGCGAUUAAUUACGAUUAUUUAAUUUUUAAGCUGUGAUUAACUCGAUUAAAAAUUUUAAUCAUUUGACAGCCCUAUCUGUAAUCCCUCGCUACAUUGUGCUUCAAACUUCGCGUCCACAGUCCAUUGCGUUCAUUUUUUUCAAUUAAAAAAAUCUUACAUUUUAUACAUGGAUCCUUUAGAGGUCAUAAAAGGUCUUAUUUACAUUAUGUGGUUUUCAAGGUCUUAAGCAUAAUAUUUCACUAUUUUUUUUAGGUAUGCCAUUCAAUUUCUCAUGGUAGGUAUUAAAUUUCAACCAGGUAGCCUAGCAUUUGUCUGGACUUUUUUCGCGCUAACGUUAUUUAUUUAGCCAGCCUCAUUAUCAACAUUCCGUAAAUAUAGACAGGCUUCAUCAGCCAGGUUUAAUAGUGCAGGAAUCACACCGCGGGGGCUGUGUGUCCUUUUAGCCAUGUAGUACAACCCCUAGCAAAAAGUAUGGAAUAUCCAGUCUCGGACGAGCACUAACUCAGACAUUUUAUCGUGUAGGACAAAUUCAGAUAAAAAGCUUGAAAAUAUAAUAAAUUAGUUCAAAAGUGCAACUCUCUAGCAUUCAGAAACACUAAAAGAAAUGAAUAAAAAACUAGGGUUGUUCCGAUCAUGUUUUUUUUUUUUUGUUUUUUGUUUUUGCACCUGAUCGGUUUAGUUUGAGUAUCUGCCGAUCCCGAUAUUUCCCGAUCCGAUUGCUUUUUUUUUGUGCUCCCGAUUCAAUUCCAAUCAUUCCCGAUAAUUUUUCCCUAUCAUAUACAUUUUGGCAAUGCAAUAAGAAAAAAAUGAAUAAAGCUCGGACGAAUAUAUACAUUCAACAUACAGUACGUAAGUACUGUAUUUGUUUAUUAUGACAAUAAAUCCUCGAUGGCAUUUACAUUAUUAACAUUCUUUCUGUGAGAGGGAUCCACGGAUAGAAAAAGACUUGUAAUUCUUAAAGGAUAAAUGUAACGUUGUAUAUUGUGACUAAAUAUUGCCAUGUAGUGUAUUUGUUGAGCUUUCAGUAAAGGAUACUGUAGCCAUGCCCAAAUGCAUGAUGGUAAGUGGAACCAUGACUGUGCGUAGUGGUACCAAUUGAUAUAUCUUCUCUGCGUUGGGAUAUAACAUAGGGUGUUAAGAAAAAGAUCAAUUACUACCUUUCUUCCCCACAUUGUUUCCCACGAUAUUUCUAAUCGUAGGGAGUGGGAUUGUAAGGAUUUAGCCAAUUAAAAUAGGCUCCAAAGGCUGCCGAAAUUCACUCUACUCAUUUUACGCUGCUUUUCAGCUCUAUUUAUAGGUAAAACAGCGCCAUUACAGAUUGAACCCGACAACGCGUGAGUGGGUCGUGCAGCGCAUGCGUUAAUUGCGGUAAAUAUUUUAACGUGAUUAAUUUUUUUUAAAAAUUAAUUACUGCCGUUAACGGGAUAAAUUUGAUAACCCUACCUUAAGCCUAAACUAAAGACUCUGGAUGAGUGUAACAUAUUAUGUCUGCAACGUUAAAUACAAUUAGAAAACAAUUUGAUUAAAAAAUAUAUAUAUAUUUAAAAAAAAAGCAUGUCCGAUAUUUUUUUGCCGAUUCCGAUACUUUCAAAAUGACGUGAAUGGACCCGAUCGAUCGGGAUGCCGAUUGAUCGGGACAUCUCUAUAAAAAACAUUAUAGCGCAAGCGCAGGGAAAUAUAUAUGGAAUCACUCCAUUCAGAGGAAAAAAUAUGGGAUCACGAGAAACAAACAAAGAAAUAACAAUCAAAACACAUCUCUAGUAUUUACCAGCAGCACUUCUGGCUUUUAUGACAGCUUGCAGUCAUGGACUUGAUGAGUAUCCUUCAUCAGUUUGGUGCCAACUCUCUUUGAUUGCAGUUGCCAGAUCAUCCUUUCAGGUCGGAGCCUUGCUGUGGACCAUUUUUUUUUCACCACAGGUUUUCAAUAGGGUUGAGAUCUGGGCUGUUUGCAGGCCAUGACAUGACUGGAUGAUUCUUUCUCCAAGGAAUGCUUUAACAGUUUUAGCUUUAUGGCUUGAUGCAUUGUUAUCUCGGAAAAUGACAUAUUUUUAAUUGAAGAGUUUAGAAAGCUGUCUAAAAUGUCAAUGUAAACUUGACAUUUAGCCCCAUAUCAUCAAGGACUUGGGGUAUUUUGAUGUUUUCUUCAGGCAGUCAUCUUUGUGAAUCUUACUGGUCCAGCAUCAUCACCUUGUCCAAUGCAGAUUCUUGACUCUUGACAAGGUGAUGAUGCUGGAACUUUGGUUUGGUGCUGUUCCAGUUCCUGUAAUGGUCACUGGUCCCCGGGUCCCUGCAAGUCUGUUGACAGCCCUGACUGUACGGGUCAUAAAAUUGGGCCAGCCACCCUCCCCGCACAGAGAGCGCCGAGACGCCAACAAGGGAUGAAGCAAGCCGCUUUCACACAUACAACCCAGUUUAUUCCCGGGACAUUUCCCCAUGUGUGAAAGGAAUGAGAACGGCUAAAUCCCGCCUCACAGCAGCCCAUUCCUCCUAGCACAGCCCAGCAAAGGGGUCGUCAUCAUCCCCCUGGAAUCCAGGGUUUUCUCCCAGGCCAUCCGCGCCC
Molecule: messenger RNA, 7972 nt
Organism: Corythoichthys intestinalis (scribbled pipefish)
Lineage: Eukaryota; Metazoa; Chordata; Actinopteri; Syngnathiformes; Syngnathidae
Gene: coro1cb
Product: coronin, actin binding protein, 1Cb
Exons: 11
Coding region: 348-1787 (479 amino acids)
Biological process (GO): cell migration; actin filament organization
Molecular function (GO): actin filament binding
Source: RefSeq, a predicted model, not a curated record